AUGGAGUCCUGGGCAAGGUGCAUUUUUCUUCUGCUGCAGCUGCUGCCAGGAGGCCAUGGGGAUGUGUUGCCUUCAGUGUGUGGCCAUUCCCGAGAUGCUGGGAAAAUCGUGGGUGGCCAAGAUGCACAGGAAGGACGGUGGCCGUGGCAGGUCAGCCUGUGGAUAGCUGGAGAGGGCCACGUAUGUGGGGGCUCCCUCAUCCACCCGGGAUGGGUGCUCACGGCUGCCCACUGCUUCCACAGGUUUAAGGAACCUAGCUUCUACCAGGUGAAGGUUGGCGGACUGAAACUCUCCCUUCUGGAGUCCCCCACAACCCUAGUGACUGUGAGGAGCAUCUUUGUGCACCCCAGCUACCUCUGGGAAGACACGUCUAGUGGAGAUAUUGCCUUGGUGCAGCUGGGCACGCUUCUGAAACCCUCUCAGUUCGCUCCCGUCUGCCUCCCGGAAGCCCAAGCUCCUCUCACCCCUGGGACUGUCUGCUGGGUAACAGGCUGGGGCUCUACCCAAGAAAGAGACCUGGCGAGUGUCCUCCAGGAGUUAGCUGUGCCUCUCUUGGACUCGGAGGAGUGCGAGAAGAUGUACCACAUCCCGGAGAGCAGCCAGUCAGGGAAGCGAUUCAUCCAGUCAGACAUGCUCUGUGCGGGCUACGCAGAGGGCCAGAAAGACUCCUGCCAGGGUGACUCUGGGGGACCACUGGUCUGUGUCAUUAACAGUUCCUGGAUCCAGGUGGGAAUCACCAGCUGGGGAGUUGGCUGUGCUAGGCCACUCAGGCCCGGCGUGUACACACGGGUGCCGUUUUAUGUAGACUGGAUUCAGAGAACCUUGGCAGAGAACCAUUCUGAAGCCCCCGGAGCCUCUGGGGCACUACUGAUGCUAGUGUUGCUGGCUGCAGCCUUGCCAGCUGCUCUGUGA
Chionomys nivalis (European snow vole) is the source of this 912-nucleotide messenger RNA. RefSeq names its product serine protease 30-like. NCBI's taxonomy places the organism in Eukaryota, Metazoa, Chordata, Mammalia, Rodentia, Cricetidae. Gene Ontology annotation, molecular function: serine-type endopeptidase activity. The record is from RefSeq and is a predicted model, not a curated record. The transcript has 6 exons. Bases 1 to 912 code for a protein of 303 amino acids. Gene Ontology annotation, biological process: proteolysis.